ACCGUCAGGGGCCGGAGUCAGCCGCUCGCUGAGUGUAUCAGCCGCCUCCCUGUCAACGGAAUCUAGCGAAUCGUAUGGCGCGUCGGUCAAGGUACAGCCUCUGCAUCAGACAUCGGUCAGACCAUGGGCAAUUAUGCUUUCGGUUCAGCGCAUUCGCUCAACUCUUUCCGGAACGUCAAUAGAAGGUGCCUGGGCCGAAGAGGUCGAGCUUGAGUUUGGACGACGCAUCAUCCUUAGGAGCACGAGACGCGGAGGUGACUCUCCAGUGCAACCCGAAGGCAAAGCAAAUUCACCUCCAAUUCUUCGCCGUUGCGCACCGACUGUCAGGAGUCGAUCUAAAGUCGAUCGCAAAAGAAGAAAGCCACGGCCUGGCUGCCUUUGCACUGGGCAUCGGUGGUCGCAGCCGAAAGGGUCCCCCCCGGCGCUCACAUUGAAAGCUCCGCUUAGGAAAAGUCAGCAAGACGAGACGCUGCCAUGCGUGGUCCAGCAAACGAUAGAACGCCCACGGCAUGGAGACACGGGCCUGCGUUCGAAGGCAAAGGUCUGCAGCCCACGGAGAAGAUAGCAACGAGUGGCGCAAACCCGCGUUCACCCACGCUGCAAGCAAGGCAUGAAGGCAACCUCCUCUGCCGCUUCCGUACUUGGCGUGUCCUCCCCGCUUCCAGUGCGGAUAAUGCCAGGCUUCGCCGAGCCAUUCGACGCCUCUGAGAUCCACACUUUCGCAAAGUGGCAGAAUGUGGGGAGCAAAGCGAGCAAGGAAUGCAGAGCAUGACGUCGUCAACGGUGGUCACAAGGUGUCCCACUCACCCCGCU
Molecule: messenger RNA, 813 nt
Organism: Ceraceosorus guamensis
Lineage: Eukaryota; Fungi; Basidiomycota; Exobasidiomycetes; Ceraceosorales; Ceraceosoraceae
Exons: 1
Coding region: 134-565 (143 amino acids)
Source: RefSeq, a predicted model, not a curated record